Messenger RNA from Erinaceus europaeus (western European hedgehog), 7623 nucleotides. It is a transcript of the gene PTPRZ1, whose product is annotated as protein tyrosine phosphatase receptor type Z1. The transcript has 28 exons. Gene Ontology annotation, molecular function: protein tyrosine phosphatase activity. NCBI's taxonomy places the organism in Eukaryota, Metazoa, Chordata, Mammalia, Eulipotyphla, Erinaceidae. The coding region runs from base 167 to 6802 and encodes 2211 amino acids. Gene Ontology annotation, biological process: peptidyl-tyrosine dephosphorylation. The record is from RefSeq and is a predicted model, not a curated record.
UUCUCUUUCCUUUGCAUUCUCUCUCUUUACUCCCCUCCUCCCCCCCCCGCCCCCCACCAAUCUGUACAUUUAGAGGAGAAAACAUUUCCCUCACUCCCCCUCCUCUUUCUCCAUUCCAAGAAGCAGAGGAGCCGCGCGGUGGUGGGGGACCACGGACUGUCUGGAAAUGCUCAUCCUAAAGCGCUUCUUCGUUUGUCUUCAGAUUCUGUGUGUUUGCUACCUGGAUUGGACCUAUGGAUACUACAGACAACAGAGGAAACUUGUUGAAGAGAUUGGCUGGUCCUAUACAGGAGCACUGAAUCAAAAAAAUUGGGGAAAGAAAUAUCCAACAUGUAAUAGCCCCAAACAAUCUCCUAUCAAUAUUGAUGAAGAUCUUACACAAGUAAAUGUGAAUCUUAAGAAACUUAAAUUUCUGGGUUGGGAUAAACCAUCUUUGGAAAACACAUUCAUUCAUAACACUGGGAAAACAGUGGAAAUUAAUCUCACUAAUGACUACCGUCUCAGUGGAGGAGUUUCAGAAAUGGUGUUCAAAGCAAGUAAGAUAAGUUUUCACUGGGGAAAAUGCAAUAUGUCAUCUGACGGAUCAGAACACAGUUUAGAAGGACAAAAAUUUCCACUUGAGAUGCAAAUCUACUGCUUUGAUGCAGACCACUUUUCAAGUUUUGAUGAAGCAGUCAGAGGAAAAGGGAAGUUAAGAACUUUAUCCAUUCUAUUUGAGAUUGGAAUAGAAGACAAUUUGGAUUAUAAGGCAAUUAUUGAUGGAAUCGAGAGUGUUAGUCGUUUUGGUAAACAGGCUGCAUUAGCUCCGUUCAUAUUGCUGAACCUUCUGCCAAACUCAACUGACAAGUAUUACACAUACAAUGGCUCCUUGACAUCUCCUCCCUGCACAGACACUGUUGACUGGAUUGUUUUUAAAGAUACAGUUAGCAUCUCUGAAAGUCAGUUGGCUGUUUUUUGUGAAGUUCUUACAAUGCAGCAGUCUGGAUAUGUGAUGUUGAUGGACUACUUACAAAAUAAUUUCCGAGAACAACAAUACAAAUUCUCUAGGCAGGUAUUUUCUUCAUACACUGGAAAAGAAGAGAUUCAUGAAGCAGAACUCGACCUCUUUCCUGACUUAAUUGGAACUGGAGAGAUACUCAAGCAGAUAGAAGAUGGAAAAGAUAUGGAAGAAGGCACUAGUGUGAAUCCUGGCAGAGAUACUGUCACAAACCAAAUAAGGAGAAAGGAUCCCCAUAUUCCUACUACAUCAAAUUACUAUCGCAUAGGGACUAAAUACAAUGAGGCCAAGACAAACCGAUCCCCAACAAGAGGAAGUGAUUUCUCCAGAAAGGGUGAUGUUCCCAACAUGUCUUUAGAUUUCACUUCCCAACCAGUCACAGAAUUAGACUCCAGAAAAGACUUAACUUCACAGACUGUGACUGAACAGCCACCUGACAGCCAGGAGGGCACUUCAGGUUCUCUAAAUGAAGGUUCUAAAAUUGUUCUCAGGUUUCCACAAGUGAAUGUAUCUGGGACUGUACAGCCUUUAAAUGCUGUUUCUAUAAUGGAAUCUCAAGAGGUAUCAACUGACAUCAGUGAGGAAGAGAGUUUAUUGAUCAAUUUCAAGCUGGAUGCUGGAACUGACGAUUCUUCAGGCUCCACUCCUGUAACAUCUACUGUGCCAUUCAUCUCUGUGAACAUAUCCCAUGGGUAUGGAUUUUCUUCAGAAAAUCCAGAGGCAACAACAUAUGAUACCUUUACACCAGAAUCUACAAGAAAUACUUCAGAAGGCUCCGCUUCGUCAGGUCUAGACGACUCUCUAAAAGAUCCUUCCUUUGAUGGAAAUGUGUGGUUUCCUAGUAGUACAGGUGAAACAACACAGCCUGAUGUUGGAUCAGGUAGAGAGACUUAUUCCACAGAGAUACAUAUUGGUGAACCUGAUAAGACAACCGAGUCCUCAUCUGAAGAUUCCCUGAUGUCACAUGGUCCCUUGGUCACAGAUCUGGAAAUGCCACAUUAUUCCACCUUUGUGUACCUGCCAACUGAGGUAACCCCUCAUGCUUACACUCAUUCCUCAGGACAACAUGAUUCGGCCUCCACAGCCAAUGUGGGACACUCGCAGACAACUCAACCAGUCUACAAUGGUGAGACACCUCUUCAACCUUCCUACAGUAGUGAAGUCUUUCCUCUAGUCACCCCUCUGUUGCUUGACAAUCAGAUCCUCAACACUACCCUUGCUGCUUCGAGUAGUGAUUCGACCUUGCAUGCCACGCCUGUGUUUCCCAGUGUUGAUAUGUCAGUUGAAUCCAUUCUAUCUUCCUACGAUGGCGCACCUCUGCUUCCAUUUUCCUCUGCUUCCUUCAGUAGUGAAUUGUUUCGCCAUGUGUAUACAGUCUCUCAAACCCUUCCACAAGUUACUUCAGCUGUUGAGAGUGAUAAGGUAUCCCUGCAUGUACCUCUGCCAGUGGCUGGGAGUGAGCUGCUACUAGAGCCCAGCCUUGCUCAAUAUACUGAUGUGGUGUCACAUCAGACCACUACUCAUGCUGCUUCAGAGACGCUGGGAUUUGGUGGUAGUGAAUCUGAUACCCUUUAUAAAAUGCUUAUGCUUUCUCCAGUUGAAGCAUCCAGCAGUGAUGUCAUGGUGCAUGCGCACUCUUCAGGGCCUGAACCUUCUUAUGCCUUAUCUGAUAAGGAGGGCUCCCGACACCUUUUCAGUGCUCUUUACAGUUCUGCAAUACCUGUGCAUGAUUCUGUCGAUGUAACUCAUCAGGGUUCCUUACUUAACAGCCCUGGCCACAUACCACCAGUGCCUAUGUCUUCACUAAUGACCCCAUCUGCUUCAUUGCUGCAGCCUACUCACGGCCUCUCUGGUGAUGGAGAGUGGUCUGGAGCUUCCUCUGACAGUGAAUUCCUCUUCCCUGAUACAGAUGGUCUGAAAGUCCUUAAUAUUUCUUCACCUAUUUCUAUAGCUGAAUUUACAUAUAAAACAUCUGUGUUUGGUGAUGACAAUAAACCAUUUUCUAAAAGUGAUAUGACCUAUGGAAAUGAGCCCGAACUAAAAAUUUCUUCUUUCAGUGACAUGAUUUAUCUUUCUGAAAGUACAGCCAUGCCCAACUUGUAUGAUAAUCUAAAUAAAUUGAAUGCAUCUUUACAAGAGUUGCACAUGUCCACAUCUAGCACAAAGGGCAUACUUUCAGGGCCUCUUGCUUAUACUACCACUAAGGGUUUUGACCAUGACAUUAGUCAAGUUCCAGAAAACAACUUUUCCGUUCAGCAUACAUAUACUGUAUCUCAAGCGUUUGAUGGCACUUUGCUUAAAUCUGUACUUAGUGCAAAUUCAGAUCAAGCAUCCUCUGACCCUACUUCCACUCAACUCUUAUUUUAUGUGACCUCAGCUUCUUUUGCUACUGAAGCAUUGCUGCAACCUUCCUUUCAGGCUUCUGAUGCUCACACAUUGCUUAAAACUGCCCUUGCAACUGUGCCUAGUGACCCAGUAUUGGUUGAAAGUCCCAAGGUUGAUCAAAUUAGCUCUACAGUAUUGCAUCUCAUGGCAUCAAGUUCUGCUUCAAGUGAAAACAUGCUACAUUCUACAUCUGUACCAGUUGUUGAUGUUCCUCCAACUUAUAAUAUGCAUACUGCUUCACUUCACGGUUUAACCAUUUCCUAUGCAAGUGAGAAAUAUUUUGAACCAAUUUUGCUUAAAAGCGAAAGUUCUCAACAAGUGGUACCUUCAUUGUACAGUAAUUAUGAAUUAUUUCAAACUGCCAAUUUGGAGAUGAACCAUGCCUUUCCUCCAGAAGGAAGGCAUGUACUGGCCACUCCUGUUUUAUCAAUUGAUGUACCACAGAAUACACUUACAAAUAAACUUAUUUACUCUGAUGAACUUAGCACCUCCACCAAGGGUUCUAUUCCUGAUGAGGUGUUCACUGAUGUUCCGACGGUUGCUUCUGAAACACUUACUACUGCUGAUCAUUCUGUUUCUUUAGGAAAUGUCUCUGCUUCCAUUUCAGCUAUUUCUCCCAACAGAGAUGAUUCUGUAACCACAACCAAGUUGCCGUUUCAUUCUAAAACAACUUCUGAGCUGACUCACAGUGCCAGAUUUGAUGCUGAUUCAGUGGGUGGUGUUGGCAAUGGUGAUACUGAUGAUUAUGAUGAUGAUGAUUAUGAUGGUCAAGAUAGUGAUGGCUUAUCUAUACAUAAGUGUAUGUCAUGCCUCUCCUAUAGAGAAUCAGAGGAAAAGGUAAUGAAUGAAUCAGACAUCCAGGAACACAGUUUCACGGAUCAGAAUAACCCAAUCUCAUAUUCAUUAUCUGAAAAUUCUAAAGAAGAAAAUAAAGUCUCAGGUGUAACCUCAGACAGUCAGACUGAUAUGGACAAUCCUGAUAAAUCACCACCAACAGAUAUACUAUCCAGAAAGCACAAUGAUGGGAAAUGGGAAACUGACAUUCAGACUGGCACUGGCCUGCUUCCUUUCACCCCAGAAUCUAAAGCCUGGGCAGUUCUUACAAGUGAUGAAGAGAGUGGAUCAGGGCAAACUACCUCAGAUAGUGUUAAUGACAAUGAGACUUCCACAGAUUUCAGUUUUCCAGAUGUUAAUGAACGAGAUGUUGAUGGGGUCCUGGAAGCAGGGGACUCAGAAAUAACUCCUGAAUCCCCACAGCCCUCCACACCGACUUUAAAUAGUGGGCAUUCAGAAGUGUUCAACAUUUCAGAAGCAGUGGCCAGUAAUAGUAGCCAUGAAUCUCGUAUUGGUCUAGCCGAAGGGCUUGAAUCCGAGAAGAAGGCAGUUAUACCUCUUGUGAUCGUAUCAGCCCUGACUUUUAUCUGUCUAGUGGUUCUUGUGGGUAUUCUCAUCUACUGGAGGAAGUGCUUCCAGACUGCACACUUUUAUUUAGAAGACAGCACAUCCCCUCGAGUAAUAUCCACACCUCCAACACCUAUCUUUCCAAUUUCAGAUGAUGUUGGAGCAAUUCCAAUAAAACAUUUCCCAAAACAUGUUGCAGACUUACAUGCAAGUAGUGGGUUUACUGAAGAAUUUGAGACACUGAAAGAGUUUUACCAGGAAGUGCAGAGCUGUACUGUUGAUUUAGGUAUUACAGCAGACAGCUCCAACCACCCAGAUAAUAAGCACAAGAAUCGAUACAUAAAUAUCGUUGCCUAUGAUCACAGUAGGGUUAAGCUUGCACAACUUUCUGAAAAAGAUGGCAAACUGACUGACUACAUCAAUGCCAAUUAUGUUGAUGGCUACAACAGGCCAAAAGCUUACAUUGCUGCCCAAGGUCCUCUAAAAUCCACAGCUGAAGAUUUCUGGAGAAUGGUUUGGGAACAUAAUGUGGAAGUUAUUGUCAUGAUAACGAACCUUGUGGAGAAAGGAAGAAGAAAAUGUGACCAAUAUUGGCCUGCUGAUGGUAGUGAAGAAUAUGGACACUUCAUGGUCACUCAGAAGAGUGUUCAAAUGCUUGCCUAUUAUACUGUGAGGAAUUUUACACUAAGAAAUACAAAAAUUAAAAAGGGCUCCCAAAAAGGAAGAUCCAGUGGGCGUGUGAUUACACAGUACCAUUACACUCAGUGGCCUGAUAUGGGAGUGCCAGAAUACUCGCUACCAGUGCUGACCUUCGUGAGAAAGGCGUCCCAUGCUAAGCGUCAUGCAGUGGGGCCUGUUGUUGUCCACUGCAGUGCUGGAGUUGGAAGAACUGGCACAUACAUUGUGCUAGACAGUAUGUUACAACAAAUUCAACAUGAAGGAACUGUCAACAUAUUUGGAUUCUUAAAACACAUUCGCUCACAAAGAAAUUAUUUGGUACAAACUGAGGAACAAUAUAUCUUCAUUCAUGAUGCUUUGGUUGAGGCCAUACUUAGUAAAGAAACUGAGGUACCAGACAGUCAUAUUCAUGCCUAUGUCAAUGGACUUCUCAUUCCCGGACCAACGGGUAAAACGAAACUUGAAAAGCACUUCAAGCUCUUGAGUCAAUCAAAUAUAAAGCAGAGUGACUAUUCUACAGCCCUAAAGCAGUGCAACAGGGAAAAGAACAGAACUUCGUCCAUCAUCCCUGUGGAAAGAUCAAGGGUUGGCAUUUCAUCCCUGAGUGGAGAAGGCACAGACUACAUCAAUGCUUCAUACAUCAUGGGUUACUAUCAAAGCACUGAAUUCAUCAUCACACAGCAUCCCCUUCUCCAUACUAUCAAGGAUUUCUGGAGGAUGAUAUGGGACCACAAUGCCCAGCUGGUGGUUAUGCUUCCUGAUGGUCAAAAUAUGGCAGAAGAUGAGUUUGUUUACUGGCCGAAUAAAGAUGAGCCUAUAAAUUGUGAAAGUUUUAAAGUCACUCUUAUGACUGAAGAGCACAAAUGUCUGUCUAAUGAAGAAAAACUGAUAAUUCAGGAUUUUAUCUUAGAAGCUACACAGGAUGACUAUGUACUUGAAGUAAGGCAUUUUCAGUGUCCCAAGUGGCCAAAUCCAGAUAGCCCCAUUAGUAAAACUUUUGAACUUAUAAGUGUUAUCAAAGAAGAAGCUGCCAACAGAGAUGGGCCCAUGAUUGUUCAUGAUGAACAUGGAGGAGUGACAGCAGGAACUUUCUGUGCUUUGACAACGUUUAUGCACCAACUAGACAAAGAAAAUUCCAUAGAUGUUUACCAGGUAGCCAAGAUGAUCAAUUUGAUGAGGCCAGGAGUCUUUGCUGACAUUGAGCAGUAUCAGUUUCUUUAUAAAGCCGUCCUCAGCCUUGUGAGCACAAGGCAAGAAGAGAACCCAUCCACCUCUCUGGACAGUAAUGGUGCCGCAUUGCCUGAUGGAAACAGAGCCGAGAGUUUAGAGUCUUUAGUUUAAGACUGCAGGAGGUUUAAGGGAAUACAUAUCUGAACAUUAUUUUUCUCUUUUUUAAAUGAGACUGGAAAGUCAGUCGGGUCCUUCUGUUAAUCUGUUUGUUUCACAUCACAUUACAGUAACUUUCAUGACAUAGGAUUCUGCUGCCAAAUUUAUAGCAUUAACAACGUGUGCCUUUUUUUUUUUGCAAAAUUUCUUGUAAUUCAUUUGUGUAUAAACUAAAAUGAUCAAAUUUUACAGCAUUUCUAAGAAUGAAUUUGUGGAGGUGUGUUGUUUUUUUCAAUGUUGAUUUUAACAAAACCUUUUGAUUUCUAGAUGUCGAGACUCCCAACAAGUUUGUUUUUAGUGUCAAAUUUUUAACUGUAUUUGUAGCCAUCAUUAGAUUUGCUAGAAAUGUAACUUUUAGUAUAGUAGGUUGUACAUAAAACACUUUAUUUCCUAUAUGAUAUUCAACAUUUUACAACCGCAGUAUUCACUUAGAGUAGAAAUAAUCUGAUACUUAACUGUAAAUACUGCUCUAAUAUCUCCAUGGACCAAAUUUAUAAUUGUAGAUUUUUAUAUUUUACUACUGAGUCAGUUUUCUAGUUCUGUGUAAUUGCUAAGUUUAUCUGGUCUUACACUCCAAGUCUUCUGAUACUGUUAUCUCAGUGAUUAACUCUGUUCUAGCAUGUGAUUUUAACUUUUAUGGAAAAUAGAAAUAAAUUUGUUUUUUUUUGGGGGGAAGGUGUUUUUAUGAUAAUAAUACCUUCUGAGAAUAACAGUGUUGUCUAAAAUGGUUUUUAUCUAGCACACUGAAGAAAUAAAUAUAAAUAUUGUCAUCAAAA